Messenger RNA from Vollenhovia emeryi, 1439 nucleotides. RefSeq names its product lipid storage droplets surface-binding protein 2-like. The record is from RefSeq and is a predicted model, not a curated record. Gene Ontology annotation, cellular component: lipid droplet; cytosol. Gene Ontology annotation, biological process: positive regulation of triglyceride storage; lipid storage. Lineage: Eukaryota; Metazoa; Arthropoda; Insecta; Hymenoptera; Formicidae. The transcript has 4 exons. Bases 207 to 1004 code for a protein of 265 amino acids.
CUUCAAACUGUUCACUGCGCAGGCGAUUCUCCACGUUAUAAGUGUUCAACGUGCGUGACCAGAGUCAGCAUUCGUACCGAGGUACCAGACGCGCUCGAGAGUCACGCCAGCGAACAACUACCUGCUGAUCGACGUAGCGGUUAGCCUGAGACUGUUUAAUUUAAAUAGAUAUUUUCGACGUACGCGUGAGAAUCUUGUUCGGAAACAUGGCAACGGAGGUGGCGCAACUUCCCCAUCUAAAGGUCGUUAGUCGCGUAAUGGAAUUGCCCAUCGUUGAGCUGGCGUUCGUCAAAUCCGCAGAGACGUAUUCCAGAGUGAAGGGUUCGCACCAGUUAAUGAAUUGGGCUCUGAGCACCGCCGAAUCGUCCCUGAGCACUGCGACGAGACAAGCGAUGCCCAUCGCCGUGCCCAUCGCGAAAAGACUCGAGAGCCCCAUUAAUUUCGUCGAUCACACUUUAUGCCUUGGUCUCGAUAAAAUCGAAGAAAAAGUACCGCUGGUGAAGGAGAAACCCGCACAGAUUUUAGAGAAAGCGGUAUCAAGAAUUUCGCAUGUAAACGAUUUGAUUCUCCAACAAGCGACGAAUUUGCGAGACAUCAGCUGGAAUACAGCCAAUCAUAUACUCGAAACACGCUAUGGCAGUGUGGCCGUGAGAGGUAUAGAUAACACGGCCGUUGCCGUUGAUAAACUCAUUGACAGAUAUUUCCCCGCAACAGAAGAGGAGAAACCGCAAGAUGGUACAGAGAUAAAUGCAGCUGAGGAGGACAAACUGCUACAUACUCUACAAACAGUCGGUCACCUGUCAAAUAAAGCUGCUCGACGUGUGUACCUGAACAUAGUAAACCACCUGCGCACCAUCAAGAAGGACGCUUUAUUGAAUUCUUAUGUCAGCAGUUUAGUCGAGUUCCUUCAUCUCACGAAGUAUAUUCACACUGUCAACGAAAAGCCGUACAUUAAUGGCGCAAAAAAGGAAGUACCACAAGAAGAUAAGGAAAAGAACGAAUAAAAGCACCGCUUCUACCCCGUUUUUCUCAACAUUUCUCCACGUAUGGUUAUUUAAACCACCACGAAUAUAAUUUGUAUUUGUCACUGGAGAUAACGUUUAUAUUUAUUUUUAAUAAUUAUGCAUAUAUAAUUGUUAUUCGCGGCGAAUAUGCUUUGAUAAUAACGUCGUAGAAUUGAAUUAUCGUGCUUUCUCGCAGCCGAAAAAGUAAUCAACAUGCGAAAAUAUUCUGCAUCAACGGAAUGCUAAUACGUAAACAUUCCUUUAUGUUACUCGCUAAAUGCAAAAUUAAAAAAAGUGUAAUUGUAAGAGCAAGAUAUAGAAUUGUGUAUAGAUAAGUUUUAUAUUUAUAUAUUUUGUAUAAUUUACGAUUGUGCGAAAAGAGAUGAAUAAGGCACUGAAAAAUACACAUGCAAUAAACUUGAAAGAUUAUUACUA